GGGAGGGAGGAUGCGGCGCAGGUCUCGGCUGCUGCUCUGCUUCGCCUUCCUCUGGGUACUGGGCAUCGCCUACUACAUGUACUCGGGCGGCAGCGCCGCUCUGGCCGGCGGAGGCGGCAGGAGAAAGGAGGACCCAAAUGAUAUUGACCCCAAAAGGAAAGAAGUGCGUGGCAAUGAUGUGGAGGACAAGGCACAAAGUGUGGAGACACUACCUCCAGGAAAAGUUCGGUGGCAAGACUUUCAUCAGGAUGCCUAUGUUGGCGCUACCGUGGUGCGAUCUGGCCAGGAUCCGUACGCGCGGAAUAAGUUCAAUCAGGUGGAAAGCGACAAACUGCGAAUGGACCGAAGCAUUCCUGACACUAGGCAUGAUCAGUGCCAAAGGAAACAAUGGCGGAUAGACUUGCCAGCCACUAGUGUGGUGAUCACCUUUCAUAAUGAGGCAAGAUCUGCUUUGCUUCGAACCGUUGUCAGUGUCCUUAAAAAAAGUCCAUCACAUCUUAUUAAGGAAAUCAUACUAGUGGAUGACUACAGUAAUGAUCCUGAUGAUGGGGCUCUCUUGGGAAAAAUUGAAAAAGUACGGGUUCUUCGAAAUGAUCGGCGAGAAGGCCUGAUGCGCUCCCGUGUCAGAGGGGCAGAUGCAGCACAAGCCAAAGUGUUGACCUUCCUGGAUAGUCACUGUGAGUGCAAUGAACACUGGCUGGAACCACUUUUGGAAAGAGUAGCUGAGGACAAGACCAGAGUUGUGUCUCCUAUUAUUGAUGUAAUUAAUAUGGACAACUUCCAGUACGUGGGGGCGUCAGCUGAUUUAAAAGGCGGCUUUGACUGGAAUCUUGUAUUCAAGUGGGAUUACAUGACACCAGAGCAAAGAAGAGCACGACAAGGAAAUCCAGUUGCUCCCAUAAAGACACCCAUGAUAGCUGGUGGAUUAUUUGUGAUGGACAAAUCCUAUUUUGAAGAACUAGGGAAGUAUGACAUGAUGAUGGAUGUUUGGGGUGGUGAAAACCUAGAGAUCUCAUUCAGAGUUUGGCAAUGUGGUGGGAGCCUAGAAAUCAUCCCCUGCAGCAGAGUGGGUCAUGUAUUCCGUAAACAGCAUCCUUACACGUUUCCCGGCGGGAGUGGUACUGUGUUUGCGAGAAAUACACGCAGGGCAGCAGAAGUCUGGAUGGAUGAAUAUAAAAAUUUCUAUUAUGCAGCAGUGCCUUCAGCCAGGAAUGUACCUUAUGGCAAUAUUCAAAGCCGAAUGGAGCUCAGAAAGAGACUUAGCUGCAAACCCUUUAAGUGGUAUCUUGAAAAUGUUUAUCCUGAGUUACGGGUACCUGAUCAUCAAGAUAUAGCCUUUGGGGCUUUGCAGCAGGGUACCAAUUGCCUUGACACUUUGGGCCAUUUUGCAGAUGGUGUUGUUGGAGUUUAUGAAUGUCAUAAUGCCGGUGGAAACCAGGAAUGGGCCUUAACAAAGGACAAGUCAGUGAAACACAUGGAUUUGUGCCUUACUGUUGUGGACAGAGCUCCCAGUUCACUAAUAAAACUUCAGGGCUGUAGGGAAAACGACAGCAGACAGAAAUGGGAACAAAUUGAAAGCAAUUCUAAACUGAGGCAUGUUGGCAGCAACCUCUGUCUAGACAGCCGAAAUGCCAAAAAUGGUGGUCUCACCGUUGAGAUCUGCAAUCCUUCUUUGUCACAGCAGUGGAAAUUCACACUUAAUCUGCAGCAGUAGAAGGACUUACAAGCAAAAUGCUGUUUCAACUGAAAAACAUUGGGCAAAGUUUUGAUUGAAUUACUGAUGUAUUUCUUAAAACUUUCCACGGAACUUAUAUACCUCAGUAUUCCACCUCUAUCUGAAAGUAGAGUGCUGAAGCAAACACCAGGGAUCCAGGGGACUCGGAGCACUGCAAGGAUGUCACUGAGCAUUACUUCACAGGAAGAAGGAAUUGUGCUGCAGACUUCAACUGUUCCUUUCUGUCUUCAGCUACUACUUGCACAGCAGAUAAUUAACUCUAGGAACAACUGACGUACUGUAAACAAAAGGAUCUGAAGAAACAUCUG
This is a messenger RNA of Vidua chalybeata, 2043 nucleotides long. It is a transcript of the gene GALNT2, whose product is annotated as polypeptide N-acetylgalactosaminyltransferase 2. The record is from RefSeq and is a predicted model, not a curated record. The coding region runs from base 11 to 1714 and encodes 567 amino acids. Gene Ontology annotation, cellular component: Golgi apparatus. The transcript has 16 exons. NCBI's taxonomy places the organism in Eukaryota, Metazoa, Chordata, Aves, Passeriformes, Viduidae.